Molecule: messenger RNA, 4187 nt
Organism: Bacillus rossius redtenbacheri
Lineage: Eukaryota; Metazoa; Arthropoda; Insecta; Phasmatodea; Bacillidae
Gene: Pka-C3
Product: cAMP-dependent protein kinase catalytic subunit 3
Exons: 8
Coding region: 342-1190 (282 amino acids)
Biological process (GO): peptidyl-serine phosphorylation; signal transduction
Cellular component (GO): cytosol; cAMP-dependent protein kinase complex
Molecular function (GO): ATP binding; cAMP-dependent protein kinase activity
Source: RefSeq, a predicted model, not a curated record
GCGCGCGCCCGCUCCAUCAAACCGGCCGACAGCAGCGACUCUGACGGCGAGAAGGACAGCGGCCUCGACGACUUCGACAUCAUCAAGACAAUAGGCGAGUGUUCGAGGUGGCGGGUGCAGCACGUGUUCACAUAGUUUCAGUAGUGUAGUGCCGAACACACCGAGCUGACAAGCUGUGUGGUCCUAGUCAUCUGCGGAUCUUUCAAAAAUAAGCCUUGCUUGGAAAGGUUAAUGUUGCAUUAUUCGUGCAAACGAAACUGACCAACAGAUCUUAACUAUGGACAGGCACAUUUGGCCGCGUGUGUUUGUGCGUGGAGAAGGCGACCGGCAAGUACGGCGCAAUGAAAAUCCUCGCCAUCGGAGACGUGAUCCGGCUAAAGCAGGUGGAGCACGUUAAGAACGAGAAAAACAUCCUGCAGCAGAUUCGCCACCCUUUCAUCGUGAACCUGAGGUGGCACAGCCGGGACUCGACCUGUCUGUACAUGCUGUUCGACUACGUGUGCGGUGGCGAGUUGUUCUCCUACCUGAGGAAUGCAGGGCGCUUCACGUCAACCACAGCCAGCUUCUACGCGGCAGAAAUAUCACUGGCUCUGGAGUACCUCCACCUUCAGUCCGUGGUCUACAGAGACCUCAAACCCGAGAACUUGUUGCUGGAUAAGGAAGGUCAUCUCAAAAUUACUGAUUUUGGCUUUGCAAAAAAACUGACAGACAGGACAUGGACACUGUGCGGCACCCCCGAGUACCUGGCUCCAGAAAUAAUCCAGUCGAAGGGACACAACAAGGCAGUGGAUUGGUGGGCGCUCGGUGUAUUAAUUUAUGAAAUGCUGGCUGGUUAUCCGCCAUUCUUUGACGACAAUCCUUUUGGAAUCUACGAAAAAAUUUUGGCAGGGAAGAUCGAAUGGCCACGCCAUCUAAACCCUGUGUCCAAAGACCUGAUCAAGAAGUUGCUGUCACAAGAUCGCACAAAGCGGCUGGGAAACAUGAAGAACGGCGCGGAGGACGUUAAGAGACACAGGUGGUUCAAAGGAAUCGAAUGGCAAGAUGUUUACGACCGGAGAUUGAAGCCCCCAAUAGUUCCUACGGUGUCUUAUGAAGGUGACACGCGGAACUUUGAUGACUAUCCUGAAACAGACUGGAAGUCAGCGCCGACUGUAGGCGCUACCGAGCAGAAACUGUUCGAUGACUUUUAAACAUUGAAAUGCUCUGAAGAUUUUCUGAAGUGCUUUGCAGGCUCAAUAAACAAUCAUUUUUAUUACUUUAUUAACUAUGGAAAUAUUUUAUUACAAAUAAAAAAAUUGUUAGUGCUGUUUGACGAGAACUAUUUAUAGUGCGACAGAGUGAAAGAGUAUUUUUUAUUAUUAUUAUUAUUAUUAUUGAACGCUUUUAAAUUUAGGGUGUAUCCUUUUUUUAGUAUUGUUAAUUUUUUAUGUAUGUUUUUAAAAAAAUUGAAUUAAAAAACAGUUUUUGGAGUAUUUAUAAGCUUAUAUUUACAUGAUGCCUUUGGUAUUUGUACUUACAAACUUACCAGCCAACUAUUUAGUUUUGUAAGAAAUUUAUGGAUGAAGAUGCUUCAUAAUUUUCACAUUUCUUAAAGCAAUAUCUAGCUACUGGCGGUACAGAGUACAGAAUAUUUUAUUCAUAAACAUAACUUAAAAUUUUUGAAGUGUUAAUAAAUAUAUAUGUUUCAAUAUUAUAGCAAAGCAAAUUAUUUAAAUCUUUAAUUUGUAUGGUAUAAAUAUUGCUUUGUAGUUUUGUUUCGAGAAAUGUUACAUUUCUAAAGUAUGAGGUGUUGUUAAAACCACAAUAUUUCCUAAAUGUACUAGUAGAGUACAAAGAUAUUUUAUCUUUAUGUUAUGUUUGUCUCACCCUAAUUUCCAACUAUAUUGGUAUUUCAAUUCAUAUGUAUACUUAUACAAAUUGAAAAAAAAAAGAACUUAUAUAAAAUAUUUUCAUGCACUUUCACUGCAUGUCAAACAGAAACCACACAAAUAAACAAAAUAUAUGAAAUAAGCCAAAAUCAUUCGAUGUCAAAUGUUAAACAUAUAGACAGCACAGAUAUAUUUCCGUGAAAGGAAUAAGAUGGAAAAAAUAUCAUAACACAAACAGUUGGCUGACAAUGACGUGAUAGAUGUUACAAGCGCAGAAAAUACAAUCAAUCUACAAACAGACAAACCUACCGAUGAUGCAGAACAGAUAAUCUGGACAACACAGUGAUACACAGACAAAGCCAAUGAUUAAAUUAAACAUAAUAUAUUCUGCGCAACACGACGACGGCGGCACACAUGAAGGCAGUAGGCGUCCUAAGACCAACAGGAACUACAUCUUAUCCCAUACUACGACACAAUAGGUCAAUAGUGGACACUGGCCGGCCGCCAUCAAUGCAUCAUUGGUCAUUCGGGGCAUUCAGUGUGUCCGAGAUUAGAGACCAAAGCCAAUGAGAGGCGAGCAAUCACCUUAUUCGUCACGCACCUAAGAGAUUACCUAUGUUAUUGGCUGGUGUUUUGCUGUGCAAUUAAUAUCAAUCAGGUUGUCGUUAGCAACGCAAGGAGAUAAGGUCAAACAAAUAUAAACACCAGGUUUUUUUUUACAGUGCUGUAGAGACUAAAUCAUUCCUACUAAGGGGCCCCCCCCCCCUCGCCUAAACCACAUAGUUUUAAGCAAGGUUAGGAAAAAAUGCAAUUAAUCAGUGUCCACUAUAAGUCUGUUUGUGCCUGAGGAUGAGAACAAAUGUCAUUUCCCAAUGUCGCAACUGAAAUACGCGUUUUUAGUUCCAUCGUUGGGUUUGUGUGUCGCAGUGUGAUCCAAGGUUUUUUUUAUGACAACUAUCUCAUGGUUGUCUGUGCUGUGAUAUGUUUUUUAAAACUAAUUCCACCCACGGAAUUCUCUGUGCUGUCUGUGAUCUUAACAUCUGGCGUUGGCUGAUUUCAGCUUGUCUUCUGUGAGUUAGUGUAUGAAUUUUUUCUUGUUUAUUCGUGUGGUUUCUCUAUGACAUACAGUAUAAACCAUCAAUGAUGUAUAAACUGAAUAUUUUUUAAAUCAAUCUUCUCCGUGGCAAGAAUCAUUCAUCAUUCAAAGAAAAAUAUUUUUAUUAAAUUUAUUAAAAUAACAUGCAUUAUAUAUUUUUUAUUUUUAAUGUGUACAUUUUAUAAUCCACAAUAAAUUUGAUCAUUUGUUCAAAAUGCUAAUGAUGUUAAAAUGAAAAGUAAUAUAUUUAUUGUUCGUAGUUGGUUUUGCACUACCGUCCAAGUGCCUUAAAGUACGGCUCAUGAAAAUACAAACUUGAUUAAUAGUAAAACACUUUUUCUUGAAACUUGACCAAUCUUAGAUACAUUUUUUUUUACUUGUUGAUUUUUGUAUUAACGAAUCAACAACCUAUCAAGAAUCUAUAUUAUGUUUCUUUCAUUAUAUUCUAAUGUUUACCUAAGCCUUUAUUUUUAGCUUAUGAAUUUAAAAAUAGUCCAUAGAUUAUUGUUUUGCAAAUAGAUCUCUUAUAUUAAAAUUAUGUAAACAUUGAUACUGAUAAAACAGUAUAAGUUAGUGGAAACAUUUAUUAGUUUAUACAAUUGAAUACGAGCUAGAAGUCAGAGCUUGUAGAUAACCUUGAAAAAAUAUCGAGUUUUAGUGUAGAACGUUAUAAUAAUAUAUUUAAAAUUAAAACAACAUUUUUAAUAACCUUUCAAUGAAUAAAAUGAUUACUUUCAUGCAAAUUGGAAUGUGUUUCACUAGUUAUAAGUAACAAUAGUUCAGUGUCAUCUAUUAUUACUAUUAUUAUCAUCCUUGCAAAAAAUACAACUCUGACAAACAAAAUUUUCAGGUUUGCUCAAGGACUUCGGCAUUUAGAAAGAUUACAUUAAAGAAGUCAUAUUUGCUACCAAAAAUAUCCACAGCACGCACAAGUGUUUACUCAAUGCGAUCUUAAGUGGAAGCCAGAUUAGUAAUACUAUAGAUAAUUAUUUAAUGGAUCAAAGUAGACAUACGUAUGUUUAAUAUAAGUUAUGCUAUUUUUAUAGUAAAUUGAAAGUUAUAGUUUGAAAUUUUAUAAUAAAACAAUUAAAAUAUUGAUAUUUAUACAUAAUUUAUAAAAAAAUUGUAUUGCAAAUUUAUUGUGGUUGGAAUUAUAUAAUAUUUCAUGUAGACAUUAUUUUUAAGUAUUGAAUAGAAGAAGAAAUGUAGUCAAUACAUGCUAG